Melanotaenia boesemani (Boeseman's rainbowfish) is the source of this 4511-nucleotide messenger RNA. RefSeq names its product ubiquitin-conjugating enzyme E2R 2 (gene ube2r2). The record is from RefSeq and is a predicted model, not a curated record. NCBI's taxonomy places the organism in Eukaryota, Metazoa, Chordata, Actinopteri, Atheriniformes, Melanotaeniidae. The transcript has 6 exons. Gene Ontology annotation, biological process: ubiquitin-dependent protein catabolic process; protein polyubiquitination. Gene Ontology annotation, molecular function: ubiquitin conjugating enzyme activity. The coding region runs from base 627 to 1409 and encodes 260 amino acids.
CGCGCAAUGAUAGCCGGAAGCAUCGAUGGGAGGAAAAUAAAAAUCGAUUAAAUCCACUGUUAUUCGCGAGUGUAAAUCUCUCACUUACAUCCUUUUUUUGCGAUCAUAGGCUCGAAUUCCUCAGUGUCUUACACUGCUGCUGUGCUGGAGGGGACGGUGGAGAACAGAAAAUCUCUAUUUGAACGAAGUUGCUCGGUAGGGGUUUAGCUGACGUGUGGAGAAGUUGAGACUGCUAGAGAGCAGAUAAACAAACAUAAACAAGCAGGGAUCAGCUGAGCGCCUGUCCGAACCGAACCACCAGCUCUGAGAGAUGGCAGGGGCAACGAAAUUCUUCUUUUAAGCCCGAGCAUGAUCCACAGGAGACCGUGACUUAUACUGAUACCAGCUCCAUGUCAAUUGUCAACAGUGGCACACAAAGAAUUUCGGAAACACAACACGAGGACCAGCCAUAGGCUUUAGCAGAAAAUCCACUGCUCCAGUUACUGUCUUUUUUGUCAAGACAUAGCAAGGCUAGCAUGGACAACCUAUGAAUUUACCCUCCAGGUUUCAGCUGUAACGAAACGAAUACAUAUUACAGUGCAAGGAGACAGAGAUUUGUGGUCACUGGUGUCACAAGUGGAGUAGACAUGGCCCACCAGGCAACCCCCAGUUCCCAGAAGGCCCUGAUGAUGGAGCUGAAGUCUCUGCAGGAGCAACCAGUGGAGGGCUUCCGCAUCACCCUGGUGGAGGAGUCUGACCUUUACAACUGGGAAGUAGCCAUCUUCGGGCCCCCAAAUACCCUUUAUGAGGGGGGAUACUUUAAGGCUCACAUCAAAUUUCCAGUUGACUACCCUUACUCCCCGCCUACCUUUCGUUUUCUCACCAAGAUGUGGCACCCAAAUAUUUAUGAGAAUGGAGAUGUGUGCAUAUCCAUCUUGCACCCUCCUGUCGAUGACCCACAAAGCGGGGAGCUACCCUCCGAGAGGUGGAACCCCACCCAGAAUGUCAGGACCAUCCUUCUUAGUGUGAUCUCUCUGCUCAAUGAGCCCAACACCUUCUCCCCAGCCAAUGUUGAUGCCUCAGUUAUGUUUCGCAAAUGGAGGGACAGCAAAGGGAAGGAUAAGGAGUAUGCAGAGAUUAUCAGGAAGCAGGUGAUGUCAACAGCAGCAGAAGCUGAGCGCGAUGGCGUCAAAGUGCCGACCACGUUGGCGGAGUACUGCAUCCAGACCAGGGUUCCCUCCCAGGACAGCAGCUCGGACCUUCUAUAUGAUGACCUCUAUGAUGAUGACAUGGAGGAAGAAGACGAAGAUGAAGACGAGAGUGAGAUGGAGUCCGUAGGCGAGGCUGGGGGCAUGAGCAGCGUGGAGGACGGUGGGACGUCCACCAGACGUUAUGACAACCAGGACGACUCUGGCAACGAAGACUCAUGAUGAUCUGGAUGAUAACUCCUCCCUGCCAACUCCCCCACCACCCUCCUUCAUUUUUCAGUGUGUCUGCGUGCGUGCGUGUGGAUGCGUGUGCGUAUGUUUGCACAUACAGUGGGGUCAAAAGUCUACUGCCAAAAACUUUUCAUCAUUUAUUAAACUAACACGUGCUUCGUCAAAUAAUAGUUCUUACGUGUUGUUAAAUAACUUUUCAGUGACAGCUUGUUGGUACUGAAAACCUAGAAUUUGGAGUUUCUACCGUUUGCCUUAAUUACAGCUUGUACUCUAACAUUUUUGCAGAGUUUGAGAUGUGAAAUGAUCUCCACACUGUUUGAGGGCAUCUUGAGUGUUUUUAAAGUCAUAUCCAUGUUCCAUUUAAGAGGCUGCGGAUCAUCUCUUUUUCUGCAGUGUGGAUGCAUGAUCAGGAUACACUUAAUAUCCACGUUAGUGACUCAAGAUGAAGCGAAAUAUGUCCACAUCUCGAUAUUUACCUUUGUCCAGCUCUAGUUUGUUGUAUCAUUUUCGUGCAACGGAUUCCUCGUGUCGCUUAGUUUGAAAUUAGCCGUUUUUAAUUUUACAGUUUAUUUCUGCAGCUCAUAACAAAAACUUCAUUAUUAGUUUCCUGCUAAAUAAUUAUGCUUUGUACCAUUAAAAGAGUGGUUUGGUAGCUGCUAUAGUUUUUUCCCUCGUACUUGUAUAUCUUUUAAGCUACAGUUGUCUUUGUAUCAGAUGGUGACAACUCUAGGUUUGUCUGGCCCUGGUUUGAAUUUAAUAAGCUUUGUUUUAAUAAAAAUUCUUUCAGGCUGUAUCUUACGGUCCUCAAGACAAAGUUUCAACUACAAAUUUCCAAAGUAAUACUCUUGAUGUUAAGGCUUAGCUACUAUUACCGGAAAAACUAGUUAAUACGAGAUAUUUCCACUGCAUCAGUAUUUUAUUAAUAAAACAAACUGCUCCAUGAAAUGCAUCCUAUAAACAAUCUUCUGAGUUUAAAAAUGUAGUGUUGAUAAAUGAUGAAAACAAGUUGUAAUUGUGGUGGUCUGUUGAGCCCCACUGUCGCUGGCUGAAUCUUUGUCUGGCCAGUCCAUGUCAGAUUUUUUUAAUUUUUAGGCUUUAGUGGCCUUUUAUUUUAACAGUGGCUGGACAGGAAAGAUGGGUCGGAGAGAGACCUGCAGCAAACAGCCCCAGACCGGGACUCGAAUCUGGACCGGCUGCACCAAGGAGCUGUGGCCUCGGUACGUGGGGCGGCUGCUCAACCAACUGAGCGACACACCUCCCCCAUGUCAGGUUGUUUUCAUGUUGAAAGAAACUUUGGGUCCACUGUCUCGUUCUCUGUUUUGUUUUUGUUUGGGAUUAUUUGGUUGACACUCUGUCCUCCCUUGACUUGUCUCUUGUAUUUUCUGUGAUGGCUCAGGCAGACUGGCCAGUUAAUGAGUUGUCCAGCUUGUCCUCUCACUGUCAUCCAGUGUUUUCAAUGAAUGGACAUUUCUGUUCAUUGAGGCUGCCCCAUUUGACUUUGAUGUGAUCAACAACCCUGCCAUGCCCCCGCCCAUUUAGUACAACUUCAGAAGUAUUAAUCUCAACUUCUCCGUCAUGAUUCCCUGAAGCAGUGUCAUUUCAUUUAGGGUGAACAAAGUCAAGACCUUCUGUUACAUCGCCUCCUUCACCUAUCUCUGCCUCUUAAAUCUCAGGGCCUCAGUAGACUUUCACUGAGAGAGAAAAACUAAGUUGUCACAAAGAAAAGACACAAACAGCUCCUCACCUCCACUUUCUUUUCUUACUUGAUGUGUCACUGAGCAUUAUUAGAGGGCCAAGGGUGCUCUGAUAGUCUCCAGUCCCACUGCUUGACUUUACACAUGACCGAGUGUUGCUCAGAUUAGGGUGCUUUAAGUCCCUUUCCCUCUUGGUAAGCAAGAACCAGAUAAAGAAAAUUAAAAUACAGCUGUAGGGACUUUGUUCUCAAGACAAUGCUUACAGUAUGUUGUGACAGAUGUGGCUCCAAUCUAUGCUUCAAUGCAACUUUGUGAGAACUGAAUAUUGUAUUUAGAGUCUGUUGACGAUGACAACAUUCAGCAUAGAUACACACUUGCAUUUGAAUGAAUACGACACUGAUUGCCUGUAACCUGUUACCUGUUUUGUUCUGUUUAAUGCGUGUGUGCGUGUGUGUGUAUUUACAUUUAGCACUCAUGUUGGCUAUGAUGUCAGAGUUUUACCCUUUUUUUUCUUUUUUCUUAAACUUUGUGUGGAAUUUGUGCAGACUUGUGUCACAUGGAUAAGUUUGCCCCAAUGACAUUUUGAGCUUGAAGAGAUCCUCAGUUACGUCCUGUUUCAGGUGGCCUGAAUCAGCUAAGGAUUUGACUGAUUUACAAAGAAAAGAAGUGAAGAAAAAAAAAAACACUGAGUAUUUAGUUUUGAACACCCUGAGCAGCCCAAAAUAAUAUUACCUGUACUGCAUCAUGUAAACCACAUGUUUUGAUUUAAGAAUUUGUUGCCCUGUUCAACACAAUGGAGCACUGGGAAGAAAUCUGUGAUUCCAGCAGGUGGAUUUUUAUGCCAAGGAAACCAAGUACUGCCCCUUCAACUUUUAUUCUAAAGACUAUGAAGUACUGGAUGCAUGUAGUGGAUUUACUGCUUUUUGAUUUAAACUCUUCCUGAGUUUGGAUUUUAAUGUGAAUCAAAGGAGUGAAACAUUCUCUCCUGGCCCUGUACUUUAGACUGGAUUAUGUUGUGGGCAAACAUAGGAGAUCCACUCCUGAACUGUACCUAUGAUGGAUUUGAUAUUGCGGCACAAGAUGAGGAGAAUAGAUGCUGGAGAUUCUGAACUUUUUUUUAAUGUGUUUCCCCAUCUUUGCCCAUCCUUCAUCACAUAGAAAAGUUAAUUACCAUUAAGAGAUGAAAAGUACCACCAAAUCUUGUGUGUUUGGAAAGGCAAAGUUAAACAUUUUGUGGUAUAUAUGCUUUUAAAUUGUGAGUUAGAUGAGAAGAUUGAUAUAAUGUCUGUCCAUUAGAUAUGGCUCAUUUCAUGGCUUCUUAACUAACACUGAUUUAAAAAAAAAAAAAAACACACACACACAAAGAAAAUGGCUCACACAUUUCAGGGCCUGAAAGAUU